Molecule: messenger RNA, 405 nt
Organism: Verticillium dahliae VdLs.17
Lineage: Eukaryota; Fungi; Ascomycota; Sordariomycetes; Glomerellales; Plectosphaerellaceae
Exons: 2
Coding region: 1-405 (134 amino acids)
Source: RefSeq, a predicted model, not a curated record
AUGGCCUGGGCCCAGCUUCUCUAUCUUCCUUCCUGCGUUGUUAGCUGCUGGCCCCUCCUCUGCGUCCCUCCAAGUCAGUCCUGGUCGGGUCGUUGGUUCGGCGCUUGCUUGAGUCGCGGGUGCUCCCCCGAGUCUAUGCGUGCUCUUGCUCGACCAAGACGCGACAACGAAACCCUUCAUCCCGCCAUCUCCAUCUCGAGUAAACACAUAAUAAGCCAGUACCACAAGCGGGAAGACUGCUUGGAAAACACACCCGGCGGACUCUCAGAGGCGAAAACAACUCCGCCCGACAUGGCCUUCUCGCCCGCGUACCCCAUCCACAAGCCAUCUACGCCGCAGCCUCCGGCCCCGAUCCCUAUCCACGGCGGAGACGAUGGCGAGAGCGACGUCUCGAGGGACUACUAG